GACUAGUCUCCCCACGCCAUCUAUCUGGGCAACUCAUGACGUUUCCCACACUUUUGAGAAUUUGAAUAAUUAUUUUAAAUGCCUUUUUUCUGUUCUCAUUAUAAAUCUGUCGUAUUAAUUCAAUAUCUCAAUCAUAUUCAGCUCAUUACUACUUCCAAAUUCAUCAUCUCUACAAUAUAGCCAUCACAUUCUUCCCAUUUCAAUCUCACCACCCAGGUCAAAGAUACGCCUCCCGUCAAAUUAAUCAGACAUUACGGUUCCAGUGAUUGAAUGCACAGUGUAAAUUUAACAUCGUCACUCCCAUAUUAUCCCGAUUCCGAAAUAUAUCACACCAGAAGUACUUUUCGACUUAAUCACCCUCGUCGACUCCAUCAUCUCGAAGUCAUUAAAAUCAUAACAUCCUCAGAAUGCCAACUGAGUGUGAACUCCUAGCAAGCAUAUGGUGCUCGCCAGCACCUAUAGAACCUCUCGCAAAGGCACUUCACACUGAAUGCCUAUCAUACCUCGAAUCGGUCAAAUUGGCAAUACCCCGUACUUUACAAAGCCUACCUGCCGAGAUCCAAUCCCAGAUUAUUGAGAAGCUAGGAUUUGUAGGAAGAGCUAAAUUGCGAGAGACGAACCAUUUCUACAACGCCACUAUUUCAGCCGUUACUCCUAAUAGCGAAGAACUCCGUGAGUUGAUUCUUGCUACCGAAUCGGAAGAUUAUGCAACGGAAAAACAACUAUUGGCUUGUAACAGUUGUCUACGCUUGCGACAUGCAUCUAAAUUUAGAGACACUCAGACAAGAGGAAAAAGAAUCCGCAAUGGAUCAGAGCGCCAUCUUCGUCUUUGCCUGCAGUGUGCAAUAUGGAAGGGGUGGUAUCGGCUUGGUAAAUUUAUUCAAGUAGAUGGCGAGGAUGUAUACCUCUGUCGAUGCAGGAGGGUCACACUAAGGGCACACCUUCCUCCUAAUUGGCUUACCCAUAAACGAUGUACAGAUUGUUAUUUUCAAACAGAAGAAUCGCGGAAGAUGAGAAAAGACCCCGAUCGCGCGCGGGAGAAACCAUGGAUGGGAUUGAUGAAAGAGUUCACUUUAUAGCAGAGACAAAUGGUCCAGUGAUCAUUGUGGUUUGCAUUGUAUAAGUACAAAGGACCACCUGCUUUCACCAAAGAUCCCGAAGCACGUUUUUCCAGUUUUCUAUCCCAUAUAGACCAGCUAGAGAAAGAUAUAACAUAUAACCCUACAAAAGGAGCUUUCCUCAUGUACACAACCCUUGGGAAUUUGAAGACUAAACUCGCA
Messenger RNA from Botrytis cinerea B05.10, 1280 nucleotides. RefSeq lists its product as hypothetical. The transcript has a single exon. The coding region runs from base 408 to 1079 and encodes 223 amino acids. Lineage: Eukaryota; Fungi; Ascomycota; Leotiomycetes; Helotiales; Sclerotiniaceae. The record is from RefSeq and is a predicted model, not a curated record.